GAUAAGCGCAUUUCUCUUGGUGAAAGUUGUAAAUUAAUUGCUUAAGUUACGAAUCAGAAAAAAUGUUGCUACAAGUGAUUGGCACCCUCGAGGAUCUCAUCGAUCAGUACAAAAUCAAUGUGAUUCAAUUGAUAUUCAUCACAUUCAUCAUAACGAUCGUCUUGCUGGGCAGUCUAAUGACGCUGCUCGAAUCUCAUCUGCCCAACUGCCUUCGUCAAUCAUUUCGCUAUGGCAAACAUGCCCACAAGGGCGCAACGGAUGCAAUUGUCAGCCAUUUGGAGGUGCCCAAGGCAUGGUUCAGUCAUUUCUACAUCUUUGCCUUGGCCUGGUCAAUGCUGGCGCUCUAUUUGAUCAGUAGCGCCGUCUGGCAUCAAAAUGGGGCAUCGGAAUACGUGCUCCGUUUCCUGGAUUUGAUGUGCGGCGGACGGAGUCAACGCCAGGUGCUGGUGGACUCGAAUACAGCGUUGCUGGGCUCAGCGCUGCUCGGCGUUCAAUGUCUGCGUCGCUUCUACGAAACGAACUUUGUGCAGAUCUUCUCCAGGCGCAGCAAAAUAAAUCUGUCCCAUUAUGCCGUUGGUUAUAUGCAUUAUUUUGGUGCCAUUAUCUCGCUGCUAGGCAAUACGGCGGGAUUUGUGCGUGGCACUGAACCGACACAGUUUACAUUGCAAAAUGUUACGCCCAUCCAGGGAUUGUAUACAGUUAUCUUUCUGUUUGCCUGCUGGCAGCAAUAUGCCAGCAAUUUGUUGUUGGUCAGACUGCGCCAGCAUCCGAAGACGGGCGACGUUCAAACGGAAGCACAUUUAAUGCCCAGUGGCGGCUGGUUUGAUUACAUCUCGUCACCGCACAUGUUCUUCGAGGUGGUCAUGUAUUUUUGCCUUGCGGAUCUCUUCACGCCCAUCAUCACAUGGAAACUGAUCUUUUUAUGGGUCGCCAGCAAUCAGACGAUUAAUGCCUUGCUCACGCAUCAAUGGUACAAGGACAGCUUCAAGGAUUACCCCAAACGUAGACAUGCCAUCAUUCCUUGGCUGCUCUAGGCUUGGCUUAACUUUAAUUUUUUUUAUGCGAACUUAAUUAAAUUAAAUUUUUUACCAGAUGAAAUAAUUACUGUAGGGUCAGCGAAUAUCGACGAAGUGCAACCAAGUAAUUGGGAAAAUAUAGAUAUAUAUAUGAAGUGUAGAUAUAUAUAUGA
Messenger RNA from Drosophila grimshawi, 1189 nucleotides. RefSeq names its product polyprenol reductase. The record is from RefSeq and is a predicted model, not a curated record. Gene Ontology annotation, biological process: polyprenol catabolic process; dolichol-linked oligosaccharide biosynthetic process. Bases 63 to 1034 code for a protein of 323 amino acids. Gene Ontology annotation, cellular component: endoplasmic reticulum. Gene Ontology annotation, molecular function: 3-oxo-5-alpha-steroid 4-dehydrogenase activity. Lineage: Eukaryota; Metazoa; Arthropoda; Insecta; Diptera; Drosophilidae. The transcript has a single exon.